AUGUCCUUCCCCUCCUCGAACGAGACGGCGAUUUCAGCUACCAGCGGCCUUCCAAGCUCUUCAACAAGCACAUCAUUGGGAAACGGGACUUUCACGACAGGAAACACCGUGCCUACACCAACCGACUCUUCGACCAGUAAUAUAACACUCGCUUCGGGUGAAAAUACUCUUCCCGCUCCAUCAUCCAGCACUCCUAUAGCAAAUGGGACAACGACGACAGACAGCUCCAAUAUCUCAUCGACAACCACUACGACGCUGCGAUCCACUACUACGAUCUGGGCCUUGCCUCCUUCUAAUCUCUCCUGUACCUAUGUAUCAGGCUCAAGUUGCAGUCCCUACAACAGCUCGAACUCAGCAUGGCCCACUGGGACACCCACUGAUGGUCCUCUGUGGACGAAUACUUCGUUGUCAGCUUUGGGAUAUACCUCGCCUCCAAUUGAGACGGACGCAUCGCCUAUUGUCGAAGGCACUGUGAUCACUCUCACGAUAGAAGCCACUCCACAGCCGAUUACGCCCUCCCCGAUCACUCCACCACCAGAGGAAAUCACUCUAACGGCCACCGUUCGGGGGAAACGCAAUCAUACCUCAUCUGUUACGAGCUCGGGACAAGCCAUGGGAUCUGCAAACAGCACAGGCUCUGUCAGCGAUUCAACAUGGCCAGCAGAGUCUGCACCGAUCACCAUGACAAUCGUGAUAGGGAGCAACAUGACCAGCAUUGUUUCGACGGGUCAACCAUUGACUCCACUGACAUCAUCUUCUCCUUCACCCAACAACUCGUCGUUGAUCUCGGCCAUAUCAAACUCAGCAGCACCGACAGGUUCGCAAUCCCAAGCCGCUUCUGAGACUUUUCCAAUAACAGCGAUAUCCUCGUCCACAACAUGGUCGGCCGGUGCCACAGCCUGGACAUCAAACUCUUCUGCCCUGCCUGUUUCCUCGCCAACUCUUAAUGGAACGGCUUCCAGCACAGGGGCGCCAGCUGACAACUCUACGUCAACGGGGAUAUUCAACGCUACUACAACGUCAUCAACAGUGAGUGGCGGCGCCUCGGGUUUUCCAGCAGCGAGUAUAACCUCGUCACCGUUCUGGAGCAAUACCACAAGCAGCGGCGGCCAACCGUGUUCCCUGACCCCAUCGUAUCUGUGGAGGGACUGGAACUGGACCACGCCCUUGGCUCCGACAGGCAGUGACGCUUCUAGCACGACGAAUGCGCCUGAGCCGACUGAACUAAGCACCGCGUCUAAUGCUACCACCAGCGAGACAUCACCGACUCCCUCGACAGCGACGUCGCCUUCCGCGGACAACGAUAACUCUACACUCAACUCCGCUGGUCCUCCCUCAGGUCUGAUGCCUAUAGCUGCUCCAUCAUCAUCAUCGACCGACCAGGAAACCAACGGCACGGCAACCCCAACCACGGGAGAUUGGUUUGCAAUGAGCACCCAGAGCGACGGAGGUGUCCUGACGACGUUCGUGACUCAUUUCGGUCCCGUACAGUCGGUCUCCGAACCUGCCGACAAGCCCUCAGUUGCGGGCGUGGGUCCUCCUCCAUCGUCGUCUGCGUUGCCGUUGCCGUCGGCGAGACACCAUGUCGUCGUCCGUCCAAAGAGGAUGGCGACUUGGGCAAAGAUGGACGAGGCCUGA
Messenger RNA from Fonsecaea monophora, 1638 nucleotides. RefSeq lists its product as hypothetical. The coding region runs from base 1 to 1638 and encodes 545 amino acids. The transcript has a single exon. The record is from RefSeq and is a predicted model, not a curated record. NCBI's taxonomy places the organism in Eukaryota, Fungi, Ascomycota, Eurotiomycetes, Chaetothyriales, Herpotrichiellaceae.